UGUCUCACACAGCAAAGCGCUGAAAGCUUAAUAAUUCGUCACUGCUGUCAACAAGAAAAAUAAUCACAAAUUCAACCCUCCUCGGAAAUCACAGGCAAAUUAGCAAGAUAAGGUGAAGUUGCGAAUAGAUUUAAAUACAUUAUUUGUAAUUCAAAUAUUGGACAUUUUAAUCUCCCAGCAGAUAGUUGUUCCAGUUUGUAGUCUGCAAGUUAGGUGGCUGCCGGUGCAACUAACAUGCGGGAUUACGAGGAAAUAACAGCCUUCCUGGGGGAAUGGGGACCCUUCCAAAGAUUCAUCUUCCUUCUCUUGAGCGCCAGCAUCUUCCCCAAUGGUUUCUGCGGAAUGUCCAUCAUUUUCGUCGGCGAUAUCCCCGAGUAUGUCUGCCUGAUUCCUGAGAAUCUCAACCUCAGCCAAGCCUGGAUGAACAAAACCAUCCCCUUGGUUCAAAAGGGAAGCGAAGUCCAGUACAGCCGGUGCAGACGCUACCGGUUGGAAUCGAUAGUGAACCUGUCCCUGACAAUUCCCGAUCCGGAUCUCUUCAAUGUCUCGCAGAUUGAGAAGGAGCCGUGCCUGGAUGGAUGGGUGUACAGCAAGGAGCAGUACAUCUCCACUAUCGUCACCGAGUGGGACCUGGUGUGCAAUGAUGAUUGGAAGGCUCCAUUAUCCAUGUCGUUCUUCUUUGCAGGCGUGCUGAUUGGUUCCUUUGUUUCUGGGCAAUUACCAGACAGGAGUUGGCGAAUGUUGUUUUUGACUCUUUCUCUCUCUGGCCUGAUGUACAUUCCCAUGUGGUGGUUUAUUCCAGAAUCUCCACGCUGGUUGAUGUUAAAGGGAAGGGUAAAGGAGGCUGAAGAAAUACUCAGAUUUAUUGCAAAGAAAAAUGGUGUCACUGCACCAGAUGUGCUCUUCACCGAGCUGGAGCUUGAAGAUAUGAGGGCUAAAAGUACACAAUCUUAUGCAAUUAUUCAUUUGGUUAGAACCUAUAAUAUCAGAAUCAUCACAAUCAUCAACAUUCUGAUUUGGAUGAUUCUAACAACAGGAUAUUUUGGCCUUUCCUUGAACACUCCCAAUCUUCAUGGAGAUGACUAUUUGAACUGCUUCUUCUUGGCUGCCAUUGAAGUCCCUGCCUCCACAGCGGCCUGGAUUUUUCUUCAGAGAUGUUCCCGCAGGGUCACCCUUUCAAGCAUACUACUAAUUGGUGGAGCACUCCUUAUCGUCAUCCAGUUCAUACCCACAAAUAUUUCAGGACUCGCAACAGUGCUGGUGAUGAGUGGGAAACUCUCCACCACGUGUGGCUUUGACAUGGUUUAUGUCUACACGGCUGAGCUGUACCCGACGGCAGUACGGAACAUGGGUGUCGGAGUAAGUUCAAUGGCCAGCCGGCUGGGCAGCAUCAUCUCGCCUUACAUCUUCUAUCUGGGAGUUCACCAGGAGUUUUUACCUUUUACUCUAAUUGGAAUUCUGUCAGCAUUAUCUGGAACUUUGGUUUUGUUUCUGCCUGAAACAUUCAACGCUCCUCUCCCAGACACUGUUGAUCAGAUGCAAAAAAUCAAGGGAUUCAAAUGUAGUCCUACGCACAAAAAUCACUUCCGUUUUAAUAAGAAGAAAACAUCCACAUCGUGCUCAAAAUGUGGAAGAGAUUUAACCUGCUCGGUACUGAAUCCAGCGAUACAGAAGUGGACUAUUAUUAUUUUUCCUGGUUUAAUAUGAAAUGAUCAUCUAUUGAAAUAUCGGUAACAAUAUGUAACCAAAAUACUCGGGGACCAUUGUGAACUGCACAGAUUAACAGUAUAUGACAUAAUAUACAUUUGCACAGGUUUACAAAAGAAAACUUGAUCAGAUUUAGGGCUUUGUCAGGUAUAUUUUGAUAUUUAGACAACUAAUCGAUGGGGCAUAUCAGCUGCUCAGUAACCAUACAGUUUGCAGGCCGGAUAUUUUGAUGGUGACUGCCACACUUUAGGGUUCCAUAGCUAUGGGACAUGAUAGGAUGAAGCCUCCCAAUUUGGGCGGCACGGUAGCACAGCGGUAGAGUUGCUACCUUACAGCACCAGAGGACCUGGGUUCGAUCCUGACCACGGGUUGGAGUUGGCUAAGCUAGAUGUGGUUCAUUCUACUACGGGUUCUGACUUUGACUAAGGGUGCUGUCUGUACGGAGUUUGUACGUUCUCCCCAUAGCCUACGUGGGUUUUCUCCGGGUGCUCGGGUUUCCUCCCAUAUUACAAGGAUAUGCAGGUUAAUUGGCUUCUGUAAAUUGCCCCUAGUUUGCAGGAUGCGUAACUAGGAUGACAAAGAACUAGUGUACGGGUGAUUGUUGGUCGGCGUGGAGUCAAUGGGCCAAAGGGCCAAUUUCCACACUGUAUCUCUAAACUAAACACAAAGUAAUCAUCAGUUGAUCUCAAUCACCGGUAAAGUAGGUGCACAAAAGGCCACUGAGGUCUGGAGUGCCCGGGUAUCAGCGGUUUCACUAAUCCUGUGGGGGCAUAAAUUCAUAAGUUUGA
Molecule: messenger RNA, 2495 nt
Organism: Amblyraja radiata (thorny skate)
Lineage: Eukaryota; Metazoa; Chordata; Chondrichthyes; Rajiformes; Rajidae
Product: solute carrier family 22 member 5-like
Exons: 9
Coding region: 235-1707 (490 amino acids)
Biological process (GO): transmembrane transport
Cellular component (GO): membrane
Molecular function (GO): transmembrane transporter activity
Source: RefSeq, a predicted model, not a curated record